AUGGUUAGCACGAAAGACGAAGAUAUUAACGAAAGAAUGUUAAAAUUAAUAAAUGACAUUCAUUAUGGCGAUAUCAAAGGUACACACAAUAUUGUUGUGGAUACUAUUUUGGGACUGAAAGAAAUUAUAAAUAAUACCGAAUGGACUACUGCUGCGAAUUUAAUAAGUAUUAUAACAAGGAAUGGAAAAUGCUUAGUAGAAGCUAAUCCUCUCGAAUUUUCUAUUGGAAAUAUGGUUCGUAGAAUAUUACAAAUAAUUAGAGAAGAAUAUACUUCUGAAUUAAAAAAUACAACUGAUGAAACAGAUACACAAGAAUCUUUACACAAAAUUCUCACUGCUGAAGGUGAUCAACAGGUUGACUUUAGUAUUCCUAUACCAUCUUUAAAAUCAGCUAUUAUAGAGCAUAUUAAUGAAUUUGAAGCUGAAUUAGAAACCUGUGCAGAAAAUAUUACACAGCAAGCUUCUGAACACAUUCAUUCUAAUGAAAUUAUUAUGACAAUUGGUAAAUCAAAAUUAGUAGAAGAGUUUUUUAAAAGAGCUGCUGCAACAAGAGCUUUUGAAGUUAUAGUAGCUGAAGGAGGACCAUCAUUAAGUGGUCAUGAAAUGGCUGUAAAUCUUGCAAAGGCAAAGAUUAAAACUACAUUAAUAUCAGAUGUAGCAAUUUUUGCAAUGAUGUCACGUGUGAAUAAAGUAAUAAUUGGAACACAUACUGUUAUGGCAAAUGGAGGGCUAAGAGCAAUUUCAGGUUCACAUACAGUUGCUCAAGCUGCAAAACAUUAUUCUGUCCCAGUAAUGGUCUUAUUGCCACUUUAUAAGCUUUCUCCACUGUAUCUUUACACUCAUGAACAACAUGGUUUUAACAAACAUGUUUCACCUUUGCAAGGUGUAAUUGAUGGUGCAAAUGCAUCAUUAUUGGCAAGAAUUCAAGCAUACAAUCCAGUUUUUGAUUAUGUGCCACCAGAAUUAGUUACAUUAUUUAUUUCAAACACGGGUGGAAAUGCACCAUCAUAUAUUUACAGAUUACUCAGUGAAUUAUAUCAUCCAGAUGAUUAUGAAUUAUAA
This is a messenger RNA of Eufriesea mexicana, 1062 nucleotides long. RefSeq names its product eukaryotic translation initiation factor 2B subunit beta (gene eIF2Bbeta). The record is from RefSeq and is a predicted model, not a curated record. Bases 1 to 1062 code for a protein of 353 amino acids. NCBI's taxonomy places the organism in Eukaryota, Metazoa, Arthropoda, Insecta, Hymenoptera, Apidae. Gene Ontology annotation, cellular component: eukaryotic translation initiation factor 2B complex. Gene Ontology annotation, biological process: translational initiation. The transcript is spliced from 6 exons. Gene Ontology annotation, molecular function: translation initiation factor activity; guanyl-nucleotide exchange factor activity.